This is a messenger RNA of Macrosteles quadrilineatus (aster leafhopper), 621 nucleotides long. Its product is annotated as E3 ubiquitin-protein ligase PPP1R11. NCBI's taxonomy places the organism in Eukaryota, Metazoa, Arthropoda, Insecta, Hemiptera, Cicadellidae. The transcript is spliced from 3 exons. Gene Ontology annotation, cellular component: nucleus. The coding region runs from base 124 to 495 and encodes 123 amino acids. The record is from RefSeq and is a predicted model, not a curated record. Gene Ontology annotation, molecular function: protein serine/threonine phosphatase inhibitor activity; protein phosphatase 1 binding.
CCACUCGUCCUCGUCAGUCGUCAGUGUCACAUUUAUUGUGGUGGUUGUAUACAAAAUUAAUUGUCACUUUCUUUUUACAUUUCACUUAUGCAUACGCAUGUCAAUUUGUCAUAGCUGAAGCUGAUGGCGGAAAUCGCUAAUAAUCUCAAUCAAGUAGCUGAAAGUAACACCGUUACUGUUGUUGAGGAAGAAAAUGCUAGCGCUCAGCAGGAUCUCCCAACAUUGCGGUUGAGGCUUAAAAAACCUAAAUCCAAGAAACAAGUAAAAUGGGGUGAAGACACAGUUGAUAAUGAACACUUAAAUAAGAAAAAAUCCAAAUGUUGCUGCAUUUACAACAAGCCUAGGGCGUUUGGUGAGAGUUCGGACAGUGAAGAUGACGACGAGUGUGACAACUGUCACGGGCAUGUUGAGAGGCGGAAAAAAGCUCGAGGUGAAGGGGGUGGGGACCAAGACACCGCCCCUACCUCUACCCCUCCCCCUCUGGUACCUGCCUAGACUCCAUAUCUUAGCCACACACUGUAUUUUGUACUGAUCACCCAUUCUUGUGUAGAUUACUAUUAUACUGUAUACACCAUUGUAUUUUUAGGCUUUUAAAUUAUAAUAUAAGUUAUUGUCAGAUCA